AUGGAAAAACGAGGAAAAUACGGAAAGUGGUCUGAAAAUGAACUCCAGUUGGCUGUCGACGCAUUCAGGAGGGGUGGCAUUGGGCUAAACGAAUGUGCAAAGGUGUAUCAUAUUCCCAAGGCUACUUUAAAGCGACAUAUUGAAAAUAAGAACAAAAUAGCUAAUGCCGGCACUAAGAAAUUUGGCAAAGGCACAAUUUUGCCAAAAGACGUAGAAGAGGAACUUGUGAAGCAUAUAAUAAAAUUGGAGGAGAUGAUGUUUGGCUUGACCAUUACGGAUAUAAGAAAACUUGCGUUUGAAAUCGCAGCAAAAAAUAAUAUCGCACAUAAGUUCAGUAUGCAAAAGGGUCUUGCGGGUAAAAAAUGGUACUAUGCAUUCAUGCGGCGUCAUCCAACUUUGACCUUAAGGCAGCCCGAAUCAACGUCGAUAGCCAGAGCCAGAGGGUUCAACAGGCAAAAUGUUUAUCACUUUUUUGAUAUACUCGAAAGGAUCAAUGUCGAAAAUAAAUUAGACGCCACCAGAAUCUACAACGUCGAUGAGAGUGGCUUCUCAACAGUACAAAAGAAAUCGCAGAAAAUAAUUGGACUAAAGGGAAAGAAGCAAAUAGGGGCCAUUGCAAGUGGGGAACGUGGUGUGAAUACCACAAUGGUUUGCUGUGUCAGUGCAGCGGGUCAAUUCAUUCCACCUAUGCUGAUUUUCAAGCGUAUGAUAAUGUCUCCUGAGCUCAAAGUAGGUGCACCUCCUGGCAGUUUAGUCGAAAUAUCUGGAAGCGGUUAUAUAAAUUCCGAACUUUUUUGUAAAUGGCUGCAACAUUUCAUCAGUGUGGUGAAGCCAAAUGAAGAGAUGAAGGUUCUUCUGUUACUGGACGGCCAUUCCACUCACAGUAAAAAUCUGGACGCGUUGAUGCUAGCGCGUGAAAAUGGAGUAAUUUUACUUCAACUACCUGGACACACGACACAUCGGCUCCAACCGCUCGAUGUUUUUUUUUUUAAGCCAAUGGAAACUUAUUACACCCAGGCGAUGGAACGUUGGUUAAGAACCAACCCUGGAAUGAAAGUAACACAGUUCCAGGUAUCGGAACUGCUCUCUGAAGCUUAUGGUAAAGCAGCGUGUAUUCAGACCGCUGUAAAUGGAUUUAAAGCAGCUGGAAUUUGGCCUAUUGAUAGGGGUGUUUUUGCCGACCACCAGUUUGCUGCAGCAGAUAAUCUUUGUCAAGAAGAGCAACCAAUGGAGGAUGCAGAAAUCAAUGGUGAUGGGAGCGAAGAAAAUCGAGAAGACAAUCCACUUGAAUCCUUAAUAAAUGAAAGAAGAGCAAGGGCGAAUAAGGGACCCUCUACAUCAGGCACUAAUCGGAACGCAACCAACGAUGAAGUGAAGAAGUCGUCGUUAAAUGUGUCUAUCGAAGAACUCUCUCCAGUUCCAGUUCCCACCAAAACUCAAAGGUUGUCGAAAGGAGCUCAAAAGGCAGAAGAAUUAACCAGUACCCCUUACAAGGACAACUUGAUUGUUGUUAAGGAGAAAACGGCAAGAAGGAAAGGAAAACAACAAAAAAACCUCUUGGUUCUGUCCUUUGUGCAAGGCAAAUGA
Molecule: messenger RNA, 1587 nt
Organism: Anoplophora glabripennis (Asian longhorned beetle)
Lineage: Eukaryota; Metazoa; Arthropoda; Insecta; Coleoptera; Cerambycidae
Exons: 3
Coding region: 1-1587 (528 amino acids)
Cellular component (GO): nucleus
Molecular function (GO): DNA binding
Source: RefSeq, a predicted model, not a curated record